UAUGAAUAUGAAUGCACUAAUAAGUAAGGUGGCUCGUGGAUGGCACAAGUUUGAUGCGCGUGUUCUCUUCUCUCUCUCUCUCCAACUGCAGCCAGAUUCAGAUUUCUGAGAGGGAUUACUCCGCCUUCAUUCAUGGAUCACUGGAAUUUCUCCAAACCCCCAUCCCUUCCGCAAGAUUCACCCUCCGCUUCUCCCUCUCUUCCUCCUCCUCCUCCUCCUCCUCCAGAAAAGGGGCAAGCGGAACCACCGCAGGAUCCAGCUGUCGCCGCAAGGAAAGUUCAGAAGGCUGACCGCGAGAAACUCCGCCGUGAUCGAUUAAACGACCACUUCCACGAUUUGGCCAACACUUUAGAUCCUGAUAGGCCAAGGAAUGACAAGGCAACCAUCCUCACUGAUACGAUUCAAAUGCUUAAAGAUUUAACUGCCGAAGUUAAUAGGUUGAAAACCGAACAUAAAGCGCUUUCUGAUGAGUCCCGCGAGCUAAUGCAAGAGAAGAAUGAACUUAGGGAAGAAAAGGCGUCGUUGAAAUCGGAUAUAGAAAACCUUAAUUCUCAGUAUCAGCAGAGGGCCAGAAUGAUGUUCCCAUGGACUGCAAUCGACCACUCUGUCGUAAUGGCACCACCACCUUAUUCAUAUCCGGUUCCUAUACCUAUCCCUCCUGCUCCUGUUCCAAUUCACCCAACUCUUCAACCCUUUCCUUAUUUUGGAAAUCAAAACCCUCCUCACAUUCCUACUCCUUGUUCAACAUAUGUUCCAUUCUCUGCUCCAAUUAAUGCCGCGCUUGACUUGCCCUCAGCUCAGUAUGCUUCUGCAUCUCAUGUUCCCGCCCAAAAGGAUUGUCGGAGCAAGUCACCACCUCAUAGGAGAAUCACUGAUGCAGACAGAUGUAGCGAGACUCAUGAUGUGGCUACGGAGCUUGAACUUAAGAUGCCUGGAUCAUCAACACAGGAGGAAUCUUCUUCCGGGGGAACGAAGAAGGUCAAGCAUUCAGGGAGGAAGGAUAGAGCCGUUGCAGAAGGGAGUGCUUCAAGCCGGUAUUCAACGUCUCAUGGACUUCAAGAUAGCUCCAACAGUGUGGGUGACAUCCCAAAGGCUGAUAGUUGACAAUGGAUAUGGAUCCUUGUAAACAUUUUAUCUCAUUGCAAAGGUCAGAUAUAUGUUUAGCAGUAGCCAAAUUGAUAGUGGUUCUAUUUGGCAAAAAGGUUAUACCAUUUAUGAGGCAAAAUGAUGAAUGGAACAGUUCUUCCCAUGAGUCAUGACAACAGAAAGUGGAGCUUGGGAUCUUGCUGACUUUAUUUUCCUCUGGCACUAUGAACCACCAAAAGUUGAUUCUUAUUCCUCAUGUAUCUGUUCCACAGGUUUUAGAUUAAGAAAGGGAUCGGAUUCCCGUUAUAUACGGUUCAGAAUGUGCACACUGACCUAUAAUUUCAUUAAUUUGAGCCAUUUGAACCUAAGAACUUCGUAACCCAUGUAAAUAUAGAUUAGCAUGUGCAUACUUGUCAACUUAGUUAAUGUAAAUUUUUAGUGUUAACUUUUCCUCUCUC
Molecule: messenger RNA, 1544 nt
Organism: Arachis duranensis
Lineage: Eukaryota; Viridiplantae; Streptophyta; Magnoliopsida; Fabales; Fabaceae
Product: transcription factor bHLH121
Biological process (GO): intracellular iron ion homeostasis
Molecular function (GO): DNA-binding transcription factor activity; protein dimerization activity
Source: RefSeq, a predicted model, not a curated record